Messenger RNA from Selaginella moellendorffii, 579 nucleotides. RefSeq lists its product as uncharacterized. The transcript is spliced from 2 exons. The coding region runs from base 78 to 413 and encodes 111 amino acids. The record is from RefSeq and is a predicted model, not a curated record. Lineage: Eukaryota; Viridiplantae; Streptophyta; Lycopodiopsida; Selaginellales; Selaginellaceae.
GCGUCGUAACAUUUCGAUUCGCGAAGAAGAGGGAAGAAAUAGAAGAGAGAGAGAGAGAGAGAGAGAGAGAGAGAGAGAUGGGGAGUUGGAGGCGCAUUUGGGAGGACGAUGGAUGUGCGAGGAGUAGCAGCAACGCUGCAGAUCGACACAGGGCGGUGAUGGAGCUCGACACCGAUGGCGUCUUCGUCAAUGAUGAUCCGCUGAGGAGGAUCAGAGUGGAGGCGACUGGUAAUGGGAGGCAAGAUCGGCCGGUUACCAAGAAGAUCACGCUGGUUACCAAGCGCAAGGCUGAGAUUACUGUUUCCUCUGCCUCAGGUAGGUUUGUUCCUCUCUCGCCACGCCACGAUUCAGCCCAUGGGGUGUGCUCUCUCUCUCUCUCUCUCUCUCUCUCUCUCUCUCCUGUAAUAUAUUGACAUCACCUCUUACAUUGAUUUUUUGUUUUCUUUUGAGACAUUGAUUUUUCCCUCUCUUGAUUUGCAGGAUCUGGAGAUCAAAUUGCGCUUAGCGCUGCUGAUAUGUGAGUUGUUUGAAUCCUGAGAACUUUGUUUCUCUUCUUACUGGUUUUUAUUGUUUUGGUUA